AUGCUCGCCUCGGCCCUCGCCGCUACCAGCGUAUCCACAGCCUCACCCGUCGAUUCCGGGGCCGUCGACACUUGCGACACUUAUCGAGCUUGUGGGUUAUUCACUGAGCCUUUGUCCGAGUGGGAUUGUCAAAAGUGGCAGGCGAUCGGGGACCUACACAAGGACGAGCUCGAGGCUACAACAGCUGGGAAUGCGACAAUCGAAGGAGAGACAUUGGAGAAACGAUACCCUUGCUCGCAGUGUCCAUCGUUCUGCGCCUUUGCAAGAGGUACCGAAAUAGGUUCCAUUGGCCUAUGGUCGGCUUGCAUAGGUACCUGUUACGUCACCUGCUAUUAG
Molecule: messenger RNA, 336 nt
Organism: Kwoniella mangroviensis CBS 8507
Lineage: Eukaryota; Fungi; Basidiomycota; Tremellomycetes; Tremellales; Cryptococcaceae
Exons: 2
Coding region: 1-336 (111 amino acids)
Source: RefSeq, a predicted model, not a curated record